CGGUCGGUCCCAUCAAAAUCCAUCCUCCGCGGCCGCGGAAGCUCGCUCGACUCGACGCCGCGACGCUUCCCACGUUCCAGUUUUCCACGACACGCCCGGGGCUCCUCGGUGCCCUUUCCCCUCGCCCCCUACCGACACCGACCCCGACCCAUGGGCGGUGGCGCCGACCGCUCGGCGCCGGUGCGCGCCGAGGAGUCCGUCUCCGGCGGCGUCGACGUCUGGAGCGACGCCGUCUCCUCCCACGCACCGGACCACCUCCUCGUCAUGGUCCACGGCAUCCUCGGCAGUACUGCUGAUUGGCAAUAUGGAGCUAAUGAAUUUGUAAAGCAACUCCCUGACCAUGUAAUCGUGCACUGCAGUGAAAAAAAUGCAUCAAUGUUGACUCUAGAUGGAGUUGACGUCAUGGGGGAACGCUUAGCAAAUGAGGUGCUUGAUGUAAUUAGUCGAAGGCCAGAAAUCACCAAAAUUUCUUUCCUUGCACACUCCGUUGGAGGAUUAGCAGCAAGAUAUGCAAUUGCAAGACUUUAUAGACAUCCAGACAGCGUGUCUGAUGGAAAUACUAAAGGAACCAUCUGUGGCUUGGAAGGAAUAAACUUUAUUACUGUAGCAACGCCUCACCUUGGUUCACGAGGGAACAAGCAGGUUCCACUCCUGUUUGGAUCUGUUGCAAUGGAAAAGGUUGCUUGCCACAUCGUUCAUUGGAUAUUUAGGAGAACCGGUAGACAUCUCUUUCUAACUGACGAUGAUGAAGGGCUGCCUCCACUGCUGCAGCGGAUGGUUGAAGAUCAUGACGAUCUCUACUUUAUAUCUGCUUUGCGAGCAUUCAGAAGGAGAGUGGUGUACGCAAACGCAGACUGUGAUCACAUUGUUGGCUGGAGAACAUCAUCUAUUAGAAGAAACAAUGAGCUUCCUGAGUUGCCAGUAUCGUCAUCUGACAAGUACCCCCACAUUGUACAUGAGGAGCAUUCAGAAGAAACCGAUGAUGAUAAGUGGCAAGAUUGCAUGGCAGAAUGUGAUAUGGACGUUCUGGAAGAGAAGAUGGUGACGGGGCUUGGAAAGGUGUCGUGGGAGAAGGUGGACGUGAGCUUCCACAGCAGCAUGACGAGCUUCGCGGCGCAUAGCAUCAUUCAGGUGAAGUACGCGUUCAUGAACGAGGGAGCGGAUGUGAUACAGCACAUCAUAGACCACUUCCAGCUCUAGAGAAUUUUAUUCCUCUUCCCCGGUGCGGUGGCCAAAAAAAAUGCAUGGAACCGCACGAGGAGAGCAUGCAUACACGGAUGGAGAGCCAUGGAGGUGCAGUGCAGCAGAGUGUGUGCAGAGGCUGCUAGCUAAAGCUUGUUGGGCGGGCGGGCUGGCUGGCUGACUUGACUGGCUGGCUGCGCUGUGUAACAGUGCGUUGUCUAUGUUUUUGUUUGUGCUACGUACACAAUUAAAGAUGAUGAGAAAAAAAAAAUCGUUGAUGCC
Molecule: messenger RNA, 1464 nt
Organism: Zea mays
Lineage: Eukaryota; Viridiplantae; Streptophyta; Magnoliopsida; Poales; Poaceae
Product: serine esterase family protein
Biological process (GO): lipid metabolic process
Source: RefSeq, marked provisional